AGUUCACAUGAGACUCUGGACAUAGUGGAGGAGAAGAAGCAGGCAGAGGUUGGGAUAGAAGAAACAGUAGUCAUAGACGAAACCAACAAAGGGAAAAUGCAAGUUGCCACUGAUGCUGGGGAAACAUGUAAGGUGGAGCAUCUGUCAAAAAAGGACUCUUCAUCAUUGCCAUCAGAUAGUAGCAGCAGCAGCAGUAGUAGUGAGAGUGAGGAUGAAGAGGUGGGAGAGUACCAGCCACAUCAUAGGGCGAUUGAGGAAGUCAUCAGGGAAGAACAGGAAGAAGAGGAAGACAUUAAAAGGAAAGAUCAUGAAGAAAAAAUACAGCUUGUGGAAGCCACACCAGAAGGCAGUACACUAAAUGUACCAGCUGAGCACACACAAGUUACAGCUGAAGAUUUGGUCCGUGAAAAUGCAGUUACCAUAGCUACAGAAGAAAAGAAUUUGUCAGAGGAAAUUAAGCAAGAUUUAGGUGAAGAAAAAGAGGAAGAACAGCUCAAACUCAAUGGAGAUCUGUCUCAUGUUGACAUUGAUGUUGCACCACAAAUAAUUUGUUGUUCUGAGCCUCCAGUAGUGAAAACAGAGAUGGUAACCAUUUCAGAUGCCACACAGAGAACUGAAAUCUCCACUAAAGAAGUUCCAAUUGUUCAAACAGAAACUAAAACUAUCACAUAUGAAUCUCCACAGUUUGAUGGCAGUGCUGGUGGGAAUGCUGGUGUGCUGCUGAGUGCGCAGACAAUUACAUCAGAGUCAAUUUCUACUACCACAACUACACACAUCACGAAGAUGGUAAAAGGUGGGGUAUCAGAAACAAGAAUUGAGAAGCGCAUUGUCAUUACUGGAGAUGCAGAUAUUGACCAUGAUGAGGCCCUGGCACAGGCAAUCAAAGAAGCCAAAGAACAGCACCCUGACAUGUCUGUCACAAGAGUGGUGGUGCACAAAGAAACUGAACUUGCUGAGGAAGAUGAAGAGUAAAAUCAAAAAUGCCCUUAAGCAAAUACUUCAGAAGUAAAAAUGAUACUGACCGUGAUCAUGACCAUGAAGAACUCUAAUCAUUCCAAGUCACCACGACUCUACUGAAUUCACCAAGCCUAGCAAUGAUGACCAGAUGUUCAAGACUUAAAUGCCAAUACCAAACUCCAUUUUAACAUCUUUGGUCUAUAUUCCAUUACAGUCUUUCUUGUUUAUUUUUUAUAACCACUUCUUAAUAAUCUUAGAUUUAUUUUUUUUUCAAAUGGAGUUUUAGAGAGUAUGAUCUUCUUUUGCACAAAUACUUGUAUUUUUGAAGCUGAUUCUUAAUUAUAUGAAAGUGAACAAAAAGGAAGUCUGGAAAGCAUUGUUCACUGGAACAGGCGGUAAUUGUGCAGGAAGGGGGAUCUUUACUAAUUUAGAUAUAGUUUUUUCCAAAUAUUUCAAGUGAAAUCUCUUACUGGAGUAAUUUACAGAUUUUUUUUUUUUUUUCAGAUUAUUCAGGUAAAUAUAUGGUAUCACAUAACAAAGAUUUUUAUAAAAAUACAACAUUUCCUAAAAUUAAAAAAAAAUAUUUCUUUGGAUAAAUUUUAUACUGGUAUCUCUGUAACUCUUUCUGUUCUAAGGGUCUCCUCUCUGUGGAGCAGAGGUGGUGCGGCAGUCUGUAGAGGAGAAGGAGUUGCAGACACAUUUCUUCUGACUGAGCACUGUGUUCCUCUUGCACAUUGGUGCCAAUGCUCAACUUUUUGCAGACGUUUUGCUGUCUGCAGCAUUCCAGAUAAGGAAAGAAGGAAGAACAAAGUAUCUUUCUCUUCUUCCAACAAGAGAUGAUCUAGGCAGCUUAAAACCGUAGUGCUUUUUUUUUCUUACUGUGUCCCAACUUCAACACUUCCAUUAUUUGAAUACGUGUAGAAUGCUCGCUUUCUAUUAAACCUCACUGUGUCCAUGUUAGAACUGACAUUUCUGUUACUGAAGAGGUAGACGUUUCAGAUGCUUCGUCUAAUGGUUAAUGCAGGUUUUUAGGACACCGAGUAAAAGUGUACGAUGGACUCUGUUCAUAAAGUAAUAAGACAGUACCAUCAUUUGAGACUACCAUUGAGAAAACCUGUUAAUUAUUUUGGAUUUUAUUUUUAUUUUGUUCUUGCAGAAGGGUUUUUUGUUUGGGGGGUUUUUUGCUGUCAACUCUGUGUAUAGUUAAAAUGCCAAAUUAGAUUUAUAGCAGCUUGAAGUUGUAUUAAGUGAUAUUUUGCUUUCUGUAAUUCUGUUAUAAAAUAAAGUUGUUUAUUCUCU
Cariama cristata (Red-legged seriema) is the source of this 2256-nucleotide messenger RNA. RefSeq names its product band 4.1-like protein 2. The annotation marks the transcript as partial. Gene Ontology annotation, molecular function: structural molecule activity; actin binding. Lineage: Eukaryota; Metazoa; Chordata; Aves; Cariamiformes; Cariamidae. The record is from RefSeq and is a predicted model, not a curated record. Gene Ontology annotation, cellular component: cytoskeleton; plasma membrane. Gene Ontology annotation, biological process: cortical actin cytoskeleton organization. The transcript has 6 exons.